Actinia tenebrosa (Australian red waratah sea anemone) is the source of this 6454-nucleotide messenger RNA. RefSeq names its product neogenin. Gene Ontology annotation, molecular function: protein binding. Gene Ontology annotation, biological process: cell-cell adhesion. The record is from RefSeq and is a predicted model, not a curated record. NCBI's taxonomy places the organism in Eukaryota, Metazoa, Cnidaria, Anthozoa, Actiniaria, Actiniidae. Gene Ontology annotation, cellular component: membrane.
UCUCGUCAUGAAACAGGCAUUUGAUUUAUGAAGCGUUGGACAACUACAAAGUAUGGAAGGGAUUUAGAGGACGUUUUUACUCACUUUAACCGUAAUUUAAGCCUCAAUUCUUGGCAAGUAAAGAGACGAAGGAUGUCGUAUACUUUUAGCAAGCUGGUGGUGUGUAUAAUUUUCGGAGGGACACUUUUAUUGGUCUCAAAAGGAGCAUCUGGUAAUAUAGCUCCAUAUUUCACUCAAGAACCAUCAGAUAUUAUAGUAAUAAAGAAGAGAUCAGCAGUUCUGAACUGUUCUGUUGAAGGAAUUCCACGACCCACGAUAUCGUGGUUUCAUGAUGGUACAGAGAUGUUGUUGGGUGACAAGAGAAGAAGAAUCCUUCCAGAUGGUUCUUUAUACUUUAGUAGUAUUACACAUACUAAAAGUAGUCGGCCGGACGAAGGCCGAUACCAGUGCCGUGCGUCGUCACGCAUUAGAAAUCAAGAUUAUAUAGUUUUAAGUAGAAGUGCUCAUCUAAGAGUUGCUGGUAUGUCUUCAAAAGUCACAUUAGAACCAGCAUCACAACAAGUCAUUUUCGGUGAUGUAGCAAGAUUACUUUGUAGGGUUCGGCAUUCAAUGCCAAAAGCAAAAAUUACCUGGAAAUUCAAGCAAAAAGAUGGAACAUACAUAUCAUUAACAACAUCAAAUAAUAAACAUACUUUAUUAGACAAUGGCGUAUUACAAAUUAGAAAUGUACAGUGGUCAGACGCUGGGGAAUAUGUGUGUACUGCGACGAAUAAACUAGCUAUGAGGACGUCUUCAAGUAAUGCUGCCAAUCUAACUGUCGAUGCCGAUACAAACACCACAAAAGGCAGUAGGGUUGUGCUGGAGUGUGCUCUCCGCGGCAAUCCAAAACCAUCUAUAGAGUGGUAUAAGAAUGCACAGCUUAUAGCAUAUGACAAUAGAGUCAAAAUCUUGGGAGAAGGCAAUCUUGAAAUCACUAGUGCGGUGYCCGAUGAUGAUGGGGAAUACAAAUGUCAAGGAUCGGCAGGCAGUCUAAGCGUGUACAAGUCUGUGACGCUGCAAGUUCACUAUCCUCCGACAUUUACUUCCAAACCUUCAAACAAGAAAGCACAUGUAGAUGACACUGUAAAAUUCAAGUGUGYCGUUGACGGCAGGCCAACGCCCAGCGUGAGUUGGUAUAAAAAUGGUUACAAGCUCCCACCCAGCACAGAUUAUAUGCACUUCGCCCCUGGAUCAAUGACUGUAGAGAUGGUGUUACCGUCCGAUACUGGCAUUUACCAGUGUGUCGCUAGUAAUUAUCUUGGGGAAGAGCAAGCAUCCGCUGAGCUUUCUGUUUUUGAGAAAGGUAUCCUCAUUCCCACUGUUGCCCCAACAACAACAACACCGCCACCAACAACCACCAUCCAACCAACCACUCUGCCAAAAACUAUGACUCCACCAUCCAGGCUACCUGGUAAGCCACAAAAUGUGCGUGCAAAGACGCUUUCUUCUACAGAAAUUGAAGUGUCCUGGGAUCCACCACUCCAAACCAAUGGGAAGAUUCUAUUUUACCACAUCUUCUUUACCUAUGCCGAGGGAGGUGGAGGAGUGGCAAGACUAGAAAACACAACAAAAACAAGCAAGAUAUUCAGAAAUCUAAAACCCAACACAAAAUUCAGGUUCCGGGUCUAUGCUCAAAAUUCUUAUGGAACUGGGCCAAUAUCGUUUGACGCUAUUGGACAAACAGCCCCAGCUGGGAAACCACCUGCAAUGCCUACAUCUUUGGUUGCCGUGCCAUUAUCAUCCUCACAGAUCAAAGUCCAGUGGGCGGAGCCACCGUCAGAAAAAGAGAUCACAGAGUACUUUGUCGAAUAUCAAGAGGUUAGUCAAGCCAGUGGAGCAAAAACCAGCACCUUCACUCCUAACAGACAGCUCACACUCAAAGCUCUCAAGACAUACACCCAGUACAAAAUAUGGGUGUAUGCUGUAAAUAAGGAUGAUGUCAAGAGCCAGCCUGCUGUUACUACUGCUACCACCUAUGGAGGAGUUCCCAAAGGAAAGCCACGAGGCCUCGUUGUCAAGGGUGACGGCACAGGGACAGGACUGCUCGUCACGUGGAAACCAGUCCAUCACAGUCUGGUGAACGGGCGAAUCACAAAGUAUUUACUGGAAUACAAAAGGAAGAACAGAAGGAAGAUCAAACGGGUAGACUUGCCGGCUUCUCCGUUGCAUUACACUCUGAUGAGAUUAAACCGUAAUACUGUGUAUGAAGUGCGCAUGACUGCUGGUACAGAUUCUGGUCAUGGGGAUGCCACUCACUGGGUGCAAGCUAACACAAGCGUUACAAAGUGCUCAGGUCCUGGGCGAACAUACGUUGUCAAGGUGGUGGCUAUAAACAGCAACAAAGACAACGGACCUAACAUUCAAGAAGAAAUCGUGAUCCCUCCAAGUCCAGAUCAAGAGAAACCCGUCAAACAAGUCCGAGUGACGCCAUUGACAUCCCGUGCUCUCAAGGUGGACUGGGUCGAGACGAGCGAUCGUAUUUCCGUUGUUUAUCACGUGUACCACAGCUUUAAGAAGGCCGUGGUGUAUUGUGGGAACACCACCUCCAAGACUAUUGAUUGUUCUGGGCUGAAGCCUUAUACGUUUUACACUGUGUAUGUACGAAGGCACGGUGAGAACGUCAAUAGUACUGGGAUGAACCGAACGAAGGAAGAGAAGCCGAGUCCUCCCACGGACAUCACAGGAAGUCAAGCAGAAGACAACACCACAGAUCUUUUCCUACACUGGCAAAUCCCAGAGCAAAUCAAUGGAAAGAUCCUACAGUACCGAAUACACUACUCUACUAAUCUGAGCCUUUCGUUAGACCAAUGGGAGAAAGUGGACAGCAAUGGCAGCGCAAUGAUGACUCGAGUCAAAAAUCUGGUCUCUGGGAAGAAGUAUUAUUUUAAGAUUCAAGUGAGGAAUGGUGCAGGGUGGAGUGAUGCUUCUAAAGCUAAGAUGAUCAUGAUUAAAGAUAAAGGUUCUCCCACUGAAGCAGGCCCUACUGGGAACAUCAAUGCACAAGCUGCAGGCAGUGGCGAACUCAAAGACAAGACAUUAUGGAUUGUUAUUGCUGCGGUAGCCGGCGUGACCCUCAUCGCCAUUAUCGUCAUCAGUGUUGUUUUGUGCAAGAAGCGAUCAGGCGAGGACCAAAGCCCUAGGAAGGCACGAAAACCGCCUCCUUCGUACAAGUCGGCUGUCAUAGCGAAUGGGUCGGUGAAGAAAAAGAAAGAAGAAAAACCGCCUGACUUGUGGAUCAAUCACACGGAGAAUAUGGAAAUGAAACCGCUCAACUCUGCUAACCCACCACCGGACGUGACAAACAUACCAAGGAGCUCCAGAGAAAUGAGACCACUAGACGACCACCCAAUAGAUCAGAUCAAACUAGACCACGAAAGAUGCUCUUUCCGCAAAGACAGUCAGGAAAUGGAACCCGAUGAAUUACCCCCUCCACCUCUGCACCUAUUGGACGAGGAUGAUGAUGAUGUGCCCUCCCCUAUAGCUAUACCCAACCGUGCCCCGUACCGUCCGGUAGUCAAUUACCCUAGACCUUCGACUCCUGAUAAUGGACCCAGGUACCCAGCGUACCCAUUAACGAGCACCCCACGGCAUCUCAACACAGUACCUCGCAGCGAGUCAUUUGAUAACUCAAGAGAACCUGAUGUAAACACUCCAUUAUUGAGGUCCCACUCAGAUGACUUCGACCGUGCCCCCAAAGAUAAGCCUGCACCCAUUUAUGCAGUACCCAAACCAAAGCCGAAACCAAAGCCUUUGAAUGAGCCAACCCAGAAGGUACCGCCRCCGACCAAGCCUAAACCGACCGGACCAAAUGAUGAUAUACAGCUACCAUCUGUUGGAUACAGCACACCUACAGGGGUAUAUCGAGUUCCUAAUGGUACACAGAAUGCGCCGCCAAAGUAUGAUGAGAAUUAUAUUCCCCAGAGAAAAGACACAAGGGCUGUUGCAGCCGAAUUGGACCACGAGUUAGCAGGCCUUGAAGGGCUAAUGAAAGACUUGAAUGCAAUAACAAGCAAUGAUUAUCUAACAUAACAUCAACCAUAAAAUUAUUAUCACUGAGGAUAUCAAUCACCCUGAGGGUAUAUCUUGGGAAGAACGUACAGGGCCAAACAAUGAGGUGGUACAGCACACAAAAAUGUGAAUAAUUUAGCAACGGUGAGCUAUCAAAACCCCCUUCAAGAUCAUAUGCGGAUGGAGAAAAAUCUCAAAUAGUUUUAUAAUCCCACAUAAUUUCUUAGCAAAUAAGUAAAAAGCCUAUGUAGCGGUGCAGAAUAAGGGUUCGAGCGGGGAAAGGGGAGGGGGACUGGGGAUAGGUGAGGGGUGGCUCUUGAUUCUCGUCCCCAGUCCCUGUGCCUUUCUUUUUCUUCCACUCUCCCCUCGAGCAGCUCCAUAGGCUAACGAAAAAGAUAUAUUAGUUUUAUAGCCAGGUUUACAUGUAGCAUUAUCCAAGACCGGAAGAAAAGUAUCACUUCCGGGUGCUAUUUAAAAGUUUUUAUGGCCAGAUUAAUUUACCAAAUUUUUAUCCACUCAGUAUUAACACUUGUUUCUUAAUUACAAACCUAAACCGAAAUUAAAAUAGUAAAAUAUUGACGCCAUUUCUGGUUUUUUACGAAGAAAAUUCCGGAUGUGACGCAAGCUAAGUUCCCUGCGCCAUCUUGAAAGGUAGCCGUGCCUUUGCGUCGAAGCGAGACAAACGGUGAGCUUGCAAUGAUACAGACCUUUCUUAACACUUUGGACAAUUAUUCAAGUGUCUCAAUCAUUGCAAGCUCAUCGUUCGUCUCACUGCGAUGCAAAAGAACCUAAAUUGCGCAGGGAACUGUGCAAGGGACUAUUUGACUUUUUGUGCGUUAAAUCUUUUAAGGCACAUUUUGCCUUUAGAUUUUUUGGCUCAGAAUGACUAACGCUCUCAAAAUCGUGGCAAUGCUCGCAAACUAAUUGCCAGUUACCCUUAAAGAGUUAAUUCUUCAAUAUAAAAUUCAUAAUAUUCUAAUAUUUUUAAAUAUUUCCAUAAUCAUCAAAAGAUAUAUAUAUUUGUAGUCACGUGGGUUUAUGAUGGUUUUGAUAUUUCUAUUUCCCUGUUUUGGCCUUGUACAUUUUUUAAAAAGAUUUUACGGAGAUUUUAGUCCGACAAAAUUAGGACUUCUAGCUUACAAAGUCAUGUGCGAUAAAAGUAGACAAAAAUUACAGGCAAAUGUUAGACUCCCAAAGGGACUAGUUACAACAUUCAGUUAAUUUAACUGGGCCCGGUUGUACGUAGCCUGGAUAGUGCCACAAAGUGGAUAAGUCGAUGCUGCUUUCCAAUAAGUUUAUCCACUGGAUAAGAUUUAUCCGUCGAGUAGCGCUAUCCACCCUUCGUACAACCGGGCCUGGUGGCGUCAUCACCGCCCUAUCUUCUCUUGUUAUAGAUACACCAACAUGGCGACUGUUAUUUUGUCAUUURAAUAAUUCAGUUUGUUUCCAAGUGACGUCAUCACCGCCAUGUUGAUGUACGUUAGCAAAAGAUUUCUCGUUAGCUUCUCUUGUUAUGUGCACCAACAUGGCCGCCAUGUCUUUUUCAUUUGAAUCUGGUUCUGUUUGUUUCAAUGUGACGUCAUGACCGCCAUAUUGGUGUACGUUAACGAAAGAUUUCUCGUUAGCUUCUCUUGUUAUGUACACCAACAUGGCCGCCAUGUCUUUGUCAUUUGAAUCUGGUUCUGUUUGUUUCAAUGUGACGUCAUCACCGCCAUGUUGGUGUACGUUAACAAAAGAUUUUUUCGUUAGCUUCUCUUGUUAUGUACACCAACAUGGCCGCCAUGUCUUUGUCAUUUGAAUCAUUCACUUUCUUACGUUAACGCCGCCAUCUUGUUUACGCAUACCAAAAUGGCUGCUUUGGUUUGUCUUUAGUUCUUCGCUUAUUGUAGUCAUCAUCGCCGCCACAUUGGAUUGUUUUUAUACGCCAACAUGGCUGCUUCGCAUUGAUUUUGUAGUUCAAGGCCUCUUAAUAAUAUAAAGUAAAUCCUUAAUAUAUAAUUGCUUUAGAAGAGCUGGAUGAAACUUUAUUAUUGGAUCCUAAAAUAUCUAGGGAUUAAUAUUUUAGAUAAAAAAUAAUAUAAGCAAUAAAAAAUAAAAAUAAAAGAAGAAGAAGAAAAUAAUCUAUUUUUAGAUAUUUAAGCAUAGGGUGCCUCUACGCAUGCCCAAGCUUCAUACCCUUAGUCACAGGCCAGAAGAAAGGCAGGCUCUGGGUACGAGAUUGAUUUAACAUCCAAUAGUACAGCGGAAAAGGCACGUCCUAUUACUCUAUCAUUUAGCUUUUCCUAUAAGUUGUACAGAGUCUGGGAUAACAUGGGGAUUCUUACCUUUKGUAAAUUGGUAAAGUUUGGUAUUGAAGUCUUAAAUGACAUUGUGAAAUUAUUGAAUAAAUCCUUGUUAACAAAAAGUA